Peromyscus californicus insignis is the source of this 3950-nucleotide messenger RNA. Its product is annotated as zinc finger protein 709-like. Bases 91 to 516 code for a protein of 141 amino acids. NCBI's taxonomy places the organism in Eukaryota, Metazoa, Chordata, Mammalia, Rodentia, Cricetidae. The record is from RefSeq and is a predicted model, not a curated record. Gene Ontology annotation, biological process: regulation of cytokine production; regulation of immune system process; negative regulation of transcription by RNA polymerase II. The transcript has 5 exons.
CCGCCCUGUUCGGCGCUCACCUCGGCAGCGCAGCAACGCGCACGGUCCGCGGUGGCACCAGGAGGAGCGCAGGGAGAGCGGGAGCGCGCCAUGGACCCAGUGACCUUUGAGGAUGUGGCUGUGAACUUCACCCAGGAAGAAUGGGCCUUGCUGGAUGUUUUCCAGAAGAAUCUCUACAGAGAUGUGAUGCAGGAAACCUACAGGAAUCUGACUUCUAUAGGAAGACAAUGGGAACAGUGGGAUUUGGAAGCUUACUACAGAAGUCUGAAGAGAAAUAUGAGAAUCCAAAUGGUAAAGAGAGACCAUGAACUUGCAGACAAUGGCCAGUAUAGAGAAGCCAUAGCCCAAAAUCCAGUCGAUAUCAUAAACAAGAUUCCUGAACUUCCUGAUUGCCACAACAUCAGUCAGUCAUCCCCGAAGAGGCAUGGUCUGGAAAACGAAAUCAAACAACACAACUACAGAGUGAAGAAUGAAGAUGGGGAAUAUAUGCACAAUGGAAUAUUACUCAGCUGUUAAAAAAAAAUGAAGUUAAUCUGCAGGAACAUGGAGGCAACUGGAAAAUAAAAUUUGAAGCAGUGUGACUCAGGUUCAGAAACACAAAUGCCACAUGUUCUGUUCUAUGUGGAUUUUAAAAUGGUUUAUUUUUCUGGGGGGGUGGAUGAGCAUUUUGCCUACAAGUAUUUACAUUCACCAUUGGUGUGCCGGGUUCCUGGAGAGGUCAGAAUUGGACAAUGAAUCCCCUGGGACUGGAGUUAGAGGCAGUUCUGAGCCACCGAGUGGGUGCAGGGAGUGGAAUCCAUGUCCUCUGCAAAAGCAGCAGCUGCACUUAACCACUGGACUUCCCACCCCCUCAUAUGCAGGUUUAGCUCGUGGUUUGUAAUUACGCAUUUCUAAGUAGGAGUGGGGGAGAAUCCUGGGAAAGGACCCAUCAGAGAAGGGGAAGUACCUUUAAAUACCUCUAGCUAACCCUCAGGACACAUUAGCUGUGCUGUAUUUAAAACCUGGGAAGUCAUGAUUUGCUGGAUUAGUAUCUGACUGCUUACGACAGAUUCUAAAUUAAUGACGGUUUGGUGAAUAAAGACACUCGCUGCCAAGUCUGAGGACUCAUUCCCUGAGAGCCACGUGGUGGAAGGAGAGAGCCGACUCCUGCAAGUUGUCCUCUGACCUCCACACAACUUGAUGCAGCACACGCAUACAAGCCACAAUCAGCCAAUCAAUAAAGCAAAUGUAAUUUAUUGCAUUCCCUGACUGUGUUCUCUCAGGAACUGCGGUUCAGAUGUACUCCCAGGUGUCUCUCCUGAUCAGCAACGCUGCUGGAAGUGUGUGGUGUUUACUCAUGUCCACACGUUCGGUUGUUUCCAUUGGGUUGCUUUUUAAAAUUUGAUUCGUCUUUCACUAGUUCUUAUUCUGUAAGUGUAAAUGUUUUAAUAAAAAUAAUGUAAGGGGCUGGGGAGAUGGCUCCGUGGGUGAAGAGUGCGUGCAAGCAUGAGGACCGAGUUCAGAUUCCCAGCACCCACGCAAAAAUCGAGCAAACAUCAAUCAGGGACAGAAAUAGGGGAUCCCUGGAACUCACUGGCUAGUCAGUCUAACCAAUCAGUGACCUCUAGGCUCAGUGAGAGACACUGUCUCAAAAAAAUGAACUGAAAAGUGGUGAGAGCAAUAUAAAUACAAUAAAAAUAAAACAAUAAAAGAUAAAUAAGUUAAAUAAUAAAAGAUAAAGUGAGCAACUGAAAAAAUUGGAAUCAACCUCGACUCCAUAAACACACCGACACGUACAUAUGUACAAGUACACAUGUGCAAAUACCCGCACGUGUAUAUGCACAUAAUAUUCGCACAUGCAAAAAUAAUAAAAAGACUUUUUAAAAACGGGGAGGGGCUUGAUUUCAAAGGACCUUCUCCUUCGAAUGACCCUCAUCGACAUGUGGGAUCCUAUCUCUAUGACACACAGGAUAGGUGGCUAGCUUCCUGUGAUGUCAUUCAUGCCUGAAAAGAGAAUUUCAGAGAUGUGAAGGAGUGGCCAUCCACAUUUCAGAAGGAGUUUGCAACUCUCAGGCUUGGUAUGUGGUCUAGAAUACUCUCUCUCUCUCUCUCUCUCUCUCUCUCUCUCUCUCUCUCUCUCUCUCUCUCUGUGUGUGUGUGUGUGUGUGUAUGUGUAGGCUCACAUGCCACGGUGUGUUAGUAUACUAAGUUACGCAGGACAACCAAAGAGAGACAUUCGAGGAUGUAAUGGAGCUUUGCAGCAGCAGGGCAACCGUCUCAAAUGGUCUGAACCCCCGAGCAGCUUUGCAGAAAUGCAUUAUUGAUGGUUACACAAAAGUUAGUUUUUAGAGUAAGUCAAGUUUCUCAUACCACAGCCUCUGCUAUGAUCUAUGUGCUGCCUGAAGGAACACAUGACCCACGCACUUCUCAGUCCUUAUUGUGCAGUUUGCAGUACCCAAUAAUACAAGAAUUCCAGGUUCUCAGGGAGUGUCUUGUGAUUAGUCAUGCGAAGGCCAUAAAGCUCCUUCAGAAAAACAGCUCCAUAAAUCUCAGGAAAAAAAAAAAAAUCACUGAUCAGAUACGCAAGAUUUCCUCAGGACUUAGGCGCGUCUAAAACAAUCCCAACAUUUCAGUGUUCAUGCCAGAUACCAUGGCUUUACUAAUUCUCCCACCACAAUGGAAGGCCAGAGGACAGCUCGCUGGAGUCUCUGUGCUCCUACCACUCUGUGGGUCCUGGGAAUUGAACUGGAUCGUCACACUUGGCAGCAAGCGCCUGUACUUGCUCAGCCGUCUCUACGAUCCCUGCUCACAUCCUUUGAUGCUUGUCAAACCAGAGUUUGCGCUUGAGACUUGUGGGGGAGGGGGAGGCGCGUUCUUCCAGAAUGUGGUCCAUCUGUGCUGUCGGCAACUCAGCCCUGAGCUGUGCCUUCAAAGCUCACCUUCCAGCAGCUCCCUGGCUGCUGCUUGAGGACUCGCUGCACAGAUGAAGGGAUCCUGUGUCAACUUUGAAUUCGUCCCAAGCAUCCCUGAAAGUCCCAGGGACUGCUGCGGAAGAGGACUUGGGCGAGUUGAGGUGGUGGGGACACUAGAAUACCCGGAAGAGAAUCUUUGCUGAGCUCUGUCGUGUCCUCCAGGGAUAAUGCUCAGGAGACUUGAGUGAUUGACAGGCGGAGCUCUGGAGAGGAGCUGGUGGAAGGGUGAGGGUUCAUUCUAACUGGUUAGUGCGCAGAACUACGGCAGCGCUUCAGCUCAAUUCUGGAGCAUCUUUUUCUUUUCUCUUUUUUUUCAGUUUCUUUUUCUCUUCUUCUUUUCUUUCCCUCCUUCCCUUUCUCCCUUCCUUUUCUCAAGGCUGCAGAAAUAUCACGGUGGUUAAGAGCACCCAAAUUCGAUACCAGGGUUCCACAUAGUGGAGGGAACCCACUCCACAAAGCUGUCCUCUGACCUCCACUCACACAAAUAAGUAAACGUACAUUUUCAAAAACUAAAACUUCCCAAGAAGCCCCCGGUGUAGGGAACUCUUUUGUGGCCCCUGCUGCUAGGAGACCAUGUGACCCACAGGGAAGGGAGGACCCUUCCCCCUCCCAGGUCCUUCCCCGCUCACCGCCCUCACCACUUUGGCCUCCAAUUGUGGGAACAUUUCUCCACGAUGAAAUCCGGGUCAAUUGGUCAUCUGCAAGUCCUUACAUCACUGCAACACCCAGAGAGAAGGGGGUGGGUUAAAGAGAAGAUGUGGUGGGAGGCGUCCUUCCCAUCCCUCUCACCUUUCUUCAGCUGAAUGAAUUCCUCCUGCACUUUCUGCUCCUUCGUCAAGACAUCAGAUACACGCAAUGUGUUUUGAAGCUUCCAGAACAGCCUCAAGGUUCUCCUUUGUUCCGCCUGCCUGACCUGGCUAAGGCUUUAUCCUGCAGCAGUGGAAAGCACUCCAUGAAAGCUCUAAGAUGAGGAAAACUGAAUCCCCCCCGCCCCCCCCC